UAGUAGUCAUCAAAAAGUAGCAAAAUUAGAGCCUCAAUCAUUCCAUGUGCCAUACAAAUCCCUUCAAAAAAUUACUCGAGAAAUCCAACCAAAAAUGGUUAAAACUUCAAUCCCCGCCAUGACUGUUCUUUCUUACUGAUUUGUUCAUUAGCUCAGGCUCCACUCCACACAUUCAUGGCUUCUGUAACCCAAACUGCUUACAUCCUAAGAUGGGCACCCCUCAAUUUCUCUUCUCAAAAUUGUACGAGUAUUAAAUUCUCCCCAUUUUCUCACCAAUUACUGGGUCAUGGGAAGGUUUCUUUUUCCAUAUAUGGUCAUGUUUGUGGAACAAGAAAUUCUUUUUCCCCUACUUUUACUUGCUCUGCUGCUAAUAAACCCUCAGAUUCUUCCAGUGAUAUCAGUUCUACAGCCAAGAUAAGGAGUGAAGUUCUUUCUCCUUUUCGCUCUGUCCGAAUGUUCUUUUACCUUGCUUUCAUUGCAAGUGGUAGUUUGGGUGGAUUAAUAGCUCUAACACAGCUGAUUGGUGCUCUAGCAAAUCCAGUGAGAGCAGCCGAAGUUCCAGAGAUUGCCAAAGGUCUUGGCAUAGAUGUUGCAGCAGUAUCCGUCUUUGCCUUCCUAUAUAGUAGAGAUAAUAAGGCAAAAAAUGCACAGAUAGCUAGACUUGCAAGAGAAGAGACCCUCUCUAAUCUUAAGAUCCGUGUUGACGAUAGGAGGACCAUUCCUAUAAACUCAUUAAGAGGGAUUGCUCGUCUUGUUGUUGUUGCUGGUCCUGGAUCUUUUAUCGCAGAGUCGUUUAAGCUUAGUGAAGCUUUUACCGAGGGGCUUGUGGAACGGGGAGUGCUUGUAGUCCCUUUUGCAACCGAUGGGGAUUUUCCUACUUUCGAGUUUGAUGAGAGUGAAGAUAUGGAACAGUUGACUAGUAAAAGGAGACGGCUUUGGCAGUUGCGUCCUUUUAAUGUUUCCGAGUGGUCCAAGUGGUUAGAUGAACAGAAGAAGUUAGCAAAUGUCUCUUCCGAGUCUCCAGUUUAUAUGUCCCUACGUAUGGAUGGUCGUGUUCGAGGAAGUGGAGUUGGUUAUCCACCAUGGAAUGCUUUUGUAGCACAGCUACCACCAGUAAAGGGUAUCUGGUCGGGCCUUCUUGAUGGCAUGGACGGAAGAGUUUGAAUUUGUUUGCAAGGUUAGAGUUAACUUUGAAUUUGUAGUUGUAAUUGGAAAUAGCCUUUAUAUGUCUUAUCUCAAGAUUUCAAAACAUGGAAGGAGACAGUUGUGUUUAUGAACCUGUUAUACUUCAAUGAUGUACCCCUGAAAGAAUUUUUUGUUAUUCUAUUCAUGUGAUAGGGUCAUAAAUUUUGACCUCCUUUCAGUGA
This is a messenger RNA of Amaranthus tricolor (Joseph's coat), 1367 nucleotides long. RefSeq names its product protein LOW PSII ACCUMULATION 1, chloroplastic. Lineage: Eukaryota; Viridiplantae; Streptophyta; Magnoliopsida; Caryophyllales; Amaranthaceae. Bases 175 to 1164 code for a protein of 329 amino acids. The record is from RefSeq and is a predicted model, not a curated record. The transcript is spliced from 4 exons.